Messenger RNA from Papilio xuthus (Asian swallowtail), 3923 nucleotides. Its product is annotated as zinc finger protein 300. The transcript is spliced from 18 exons. Lineage: Eukaryota; Metazoa; Arthropoda; Insecta; Lepidoptera; Papilionidae. The record is from RefSeq and is a predicted model, not a curated record. Gene Ontology annotation, cellular component: nucleus. Gene Ontology annotation, molecular function: zinc ion binding; DNA-binding transcription activator activity, RNA polymerase II-specific; RNA polymerase II cis-regulatory region sequence-specific DNA binding. Bases 36 to 2771 code for a protein of 911 amino acids. Gene Ontology annotation, biological process: regulation of transcription by RNA polymerase II.
CGGACAUAGAUGGCGCGAUAUGUCACCCAAGAAAAAUGGAAGUGUUCCUGUACAAUUCCACAGUUUGUAGAUUGUGCGGGGAAGAAAAUGAUAAUGGAAAUCUUUUAUAUUCAAAUGAAGAAAAUGGCCAAAAUCUUAGUGAAAUUAUUAACACCUAUUUACCCAUUAAGGUUUCAGAUGAUGGCCAUUUACCUCGGACGAUUUGCCCUGGAUGUACAAUACAGCUGGAGGCCUCUGUAGAAUUUCUGAAUUUGAUAAUAAAUGGCCAGAAAGUUAUAAGAGAACUUUACCAAAGAGAGAAAGAAUAUAAGAAGUCCUAUACUUCCUCAAAUGAACCUGAAAUUAUAACUGAAAAAAUAAUUUAUGAAAUAAACACUGGUAAUGGAGUGUACCAGUUAGAGCAUCCUAUAUCACUUCAAGUAGCAGGAUUAGAUAAGCCUAAAAGAAAAAGGGGCCGGCCUCCUAAAACACAAAAGAGCCCUGAAGAGUUGGCAGAGAAAGAUGCUCUCAAGGAGCAAGAGAAGUCCAAAAAUGAGGGCAGUGAAAGUGAUGGAACAGCAGGCAAAAGAAGAAGGAAGACACCUACAAGAUUCAAGGAAGUGGUUCAGGGCAAAGAAUUGGAGAGGAUAUUUAAAGAAGAAGGGAUGACUGAUGGUGAAGACAGUGAUAAUGAAAAGAAAGUUAGUGUAGAACAAUCACCCACAGCACCAGAGACUAAGGAACCACAAGUGAUAGGACACUUGGAACAGUCUGGAGAGUUAGUUGUUGUGUUGAAAGGAAAGGGCAGAGGGCGCCCCAAAGGUCGUCAUCGACAGACACGUGAACAAUGUAUGAUCUGUGGUAUGAUGUUCUCCAGCAACGGUCGCUAUAUGUCACACAUCGCUCAGCACGGCCCUGUGCUCUAUCAAUGUACGCAGUGCUCUGAGACCUUUACCACACGACUGCGCUUUUGCGACCACCAGACGGAGACCAAGCAUGUUGGACAGAAUAUAGUGCAGUGCAAAGAUGUUACUAAAUCUAGUGAGAAGAAACAUUUGAAAUGUGGUAAAAAUGAAAAGACACCGGAAAAAGUUGGUGAAGAACAACCUGAGACUGACACAGUGACCGUAGUCAACAUAGACAGUAUUGUAUCAGGUGAUACAACAACAACGACGACAGGUCCUGAAGUGUUACCAGAUUUGAAUACAAUCACAGUGGUCACUAGUGAAGAAACAAAGAAGACAGACAAUGAGGAUAUCAUUAAAGUUGAAGAAACUGAAGAAAAUGAGGAAAGUGGCAAAGUAGCAGACAACACAGAGGGGGAUGUUCCAGUAGGGGAAGUGAAGACCAAAUUGAAAUGCAACCAUUGCAACAAGGAGUUCAGUAGUAGGCAGGCAAAGUCGAUGCAUAACAAGGCGGUACAUCAGGGUGAGAAGCCGUACAAGUGCGGGGAGUGCGGCGCGGCGUUCGGCUACCCGCGCUCACUGUCUCUGCACCGCAUCUCACACCGCCGCCACAAGCCCGCCGGCAAGGGCUACGCCUGCGACCUCUGUGGGAAGGUGUUGAGCCACCCAUCCUCAGUGGUGUACCACAAGCAGGCGGCGCACGCGGAGCAGCGCUACGUGUGUGGAACCUGCGGCAAACACUUCAGGCACAAGCAGCUGCUGCAACGGCAUCAGCUCGUGCACUCACAGCUCAGACCCUUCAGGUGCAAGUUGUGCAAUGCAUCGUUCAAAACGAAGGCGAAUCUCGCGAACCAUCAGAUGCUGCAUUCGGGCAUCAAGAAAUUCUCUUGUGAGAUCUGCAAGCAGAAGUUCUCUCACAGGACGAGCCUCACGCUGCACAUGCGCUGGCACACCGGUGUGAAGCCGUACGAGUGCGGCGUAUGCGGCAAGAGCUUCAGCCAGAAGGGCAACCUGUCGGAGCACGAGCGCAUUCACACGGGCGAGAAGCCGUACCAGUGCGCGCUGUGCUCACGCCGCUUCACCACCUCCUCGCAGCAUCGCCUGCAUCUGCGCCGGCACGCACCAGACCGCGACCGCACCGCACAGUGCACGCACUGCUCCUACAGGAUGCCGUCGCGCGGUCUUGUGAGCGGCGGAGUGCGCGAGGCCGGUGGGGUGUCGCGGUGCCCGGCGUGCGGCCGCGUGCCUACAGAGCGCCCUCUGCAGCGCCCCUCACAGCGUCUCUUGCGCAAGAUCGCCUCCGCGUCGGAAAAGCAACCGAUACAGACAUCGAAGCAAAUAAGUCUGCUGGUAUCUGAGAGCGAGCCGAUGUCUGCGGGAGUUGGCGUCCAGACGGAGUUGGACGAUGAACUGGACGCGGGACUGGAGGCAGAGCUGGGUGUGCAGCUGGACGCCGAGCUGGGGGACGAUAGCGACGGUGUCGUGUACAUCGCGUACGAUGUCGACGAGCCCUCCACUUCGUUACAUUUACCAGAGGAACUGUACUCGGAGUCGUCGCUGCUGGGUGCGCAAGAUGAGCUGUCGCAAUCCUUGGACCUACAGCACGACAUCGAAAACGAUCACAGGGAACAUUUACCCGUGACGGACGAGCACGGCAAUCAGCUGCACUUCACGAUGCAGGACGGCACGCGCCUCGCUAUCACCUCCGCAGACGGCAAGUCUUUGCAGGUUGUUACGCAGGACGGACAAACUAUACCCGUAGAGAUCAAUGGUUUCGACGACGAAGAGGAGCUGCUGGGUCCGGAGACGGUGGUGCACCAGCUGAACCUGCAGAAGAGUGUAGACAAGGGCGCGCCCAACCUCCCGCACUACUACACGCUCGUGUAGACACUACCACUUUUAUAUCUCUAUUUGAUUUAAAAUUUUACUUUUAUAAAUAAUAGUCGCUGUCAAAACAAUAUCUUACAUUAUAUUUACAGUUCAAGUAUAAAGGCUGCUCUUGCCGUAAUUUUUUUAUCUCUAUUAUUUCAAUUCUUCAAAAUUGCAGUUUUCAAACGUAUUGUUACUCGAAUAUCAUAAACCUGCUACACUAAGUCACUAUUUUUAUAUUAAAAUUAAGUAAACUAGUCAUUAGUGAUGUAUCGAAAAUUUAAUACAAAAGAUAUUGUUUUGAAGCCGACAUUCCAUGUUACCAUUUUGGUAUUAUUUGCUCAAAACUUUUACAUACAGCCGCAAACAUUUAUCAUUUAUGUAUAAAAAAGAUAUGAUUAUUUAAUGAUUCGUGAUAACGCAUCUGCAAUGUGUAUGUGUAAAGCAUUUAGAUAUAUUAAGAUAAUAGUUAGCUAGGUUUGUAUAUAUUUUGUUUGUUUUUUUUAAGUGUCAAUGUUGAAUUUAAGGUCGCGAACACAAAAUUAGCGAGUAGCGGGGCGAUGUAAACAAAAGUGCUAUCCCGUGUUUUCCUAUACUUUGGUUUGCAUCGCCCCGCUCCCGCCGCCGCUCGUUUUAAAUGAUGUGUCCGCAGCCUUAGAAUAUUUAUAAUUGUCAACAUAAAAAAUGAUUAAGCCUUGUGCAAGUAAUUACAAUUCUGUAUAACUUCAUACUAAAUAGCAAACAAAUCUAAUAACUUUUAAAAGACAUGGAAUUCUUUUAACUUUUUUUUUAACCGAAGUAAAAAAAAUAUUAUCCAGUAAACCAAAACACAAUAUCCUACAACUAAUUAAAAAUGUCCUAAAAUAUAAUUGUUUUUGUGAGAUUGUAUUCGCUUUGAUUACUGAUAAGUGAUUAUUAAUCAAUCUUAAAAUAGAUAUUUUAUGUAAUUUGUUAUAUCUCAGUGAUGUCUUUACUAUUAAUGUUUUAAAAAUAUGCUAAUUUGUUUUUUUAUAAUACUGAGCAUAAUUAUAUAAAAAUGUCAUAAUAUUAAAUUAAUUAAUACAAGAGAUAUGCAAUAGUUACCAUUUGAACCCAUAUAUAUAUAAGGAAUAAUUUAGACAUUUAAAAAUAUGUUUUGCCGUAUAUUGUGAUUAUUUUAGUGCUGAUUUU